This is a messenger RNA of Synchiropus splendidus (mandarinfish), 886 nucleotides long. RefSeq lists its product as uncharacterized. The transcript has 5 exons. Bases 8 to 670 code for a protein of 220 amino acids. NCBI's taxonomy places the organism in Eukaryota, Metazoa, Chordata, Actinopteri, Syngnathiformes, Callionymidae. The record is from RefSeq and is a predicted model, not a curated record.
AAGAACUAUGCCACACUCCUCAGAUGCUCCAAAAGAAACGAAGGUCCUGAAGGCUGAAGAGCUGCAGUUGCCAGACAAGAGGAGCUCAGUGAUGCUGACAUGCAGCUCCAGCAGCUACCCACCAAUCCACCGAUACUCCUGGUACAGGAAGUCGACGGAUGACAGAGGAGAUGACAAAGUGUCCGAUCAGCAGAACCACAGUGUGACCUCUGACAAGCCUGGGAUCUACUACUGCUCUGCCCUGAAUCAGUUAGGUGAAAGAAGAUCCGAUCCAGUGGAGCUGUUUGUAGAAGGAGCCUCUCUCAAAGUCCUGAAGUAUGUCUUCAUUUCUGCUUCACUUCUGCUCAUUCCAUUGGCGGCUGGUCUCAUCUUCAUCAAGUGCAAGAGGAGGAUCAAACACAGAGCUAACCCAAGUGCUGAAAGACCACUGGAGGUGCAAGCUGUGCCCCCAGAGGAAGCAUCUGUGGUCUAUACCAAUGUGCAUUAUACCAAAAGCAGCAAGCCAGGACAAGAUGUUGUGUACGCGGCUAAUAAACCAAGCGGUGAAGAGGGAGAGGAGGAGGUGAACUAUUCCCAUGUGGAGUUCAAACACAACAGAGUGAAGCACAAGAUCGGGAAAUCAAGUCGCUGUGAGGAUGAAAACACUGAAUACUCCACGAUUAAAUUCUGAGAACAAAAACAAGGAAUUGUUGGUUUAAAUCCAAUGUGAAGUGAUGCACCGUUCGGCUGGUAUAUAACAGAUGCUGCAUACUUUUAUAUGCUAUGAAAACUGUAUUUUAAUAACAAGCAAAACAGAAUCAGAUUGUACAUAAGCUUCAUCUGCACAUCAUGCCUGUUUUAUGAAAGUGAAUUAACCAUGCUGCCACUGUUCUCUGGAAAAUCUUCU